AUGAAGCUUCAUCUGUCAUCAGUCCUGCUGGCAGCGGCCGCCACGGUCGUAGCGCAGGACACCUUCUCAAACCCAGUCUUGUGGCAGGAUCUUGCCGAUCUCGAAGUCAUUCGUGUCAAUGACACGUACUACUACACCGCUUCCACGAUGCACUACUCUCCUGGUGCUCCCGUACUAAAGAGUUACAACCUGGUCGAUUGGGAGUUCGUCGGAAACUCCGUCCCCGAACUUAUCUUCGGCGAUGAGUAUUACUUGAACGGUACCUCCCGUGCAUACGUAGGCGGGAUUUGGGCCAGUAGUCUACAGUACCGCGCGAGCAAUGGCGUUUUCUACUGGUAUGGCUGUAUUCAAUCUGGAGAAAUGAAGACUUGGAUUUUCACAGCAAGCGAUCCGGCUGGACCAUGGACUGCGCAACCGCCCAUCGAUGAGUGUUUCUAUGAUUUGGGUAUCCUAGUCGACGACGAUGACACCAUGUACGUCGCAUACGGAAGGUACAACAUCAGCGUUGCUCAACUUUCUCCUGACGGACUGAAGCCAGUGAGGAACGAGGUACAUUUCACAUUUUCCUAA
Molecule: messenger RNA, 570 nt
Organism: Colletotrichum spaethianum
Lineage: Eukaryota; Fungi; Ascomycota; Sordariomycetes; Glomerellales; Glomerellaceae
Product: non-reducing end alpha-L-arabinofuranosidase
Exons: 1
Coding region: 1-570 (189 amino acids)
Biological process (GO): carbohydrate metabolic process
Molecular function (GO): hydrolase activity, hydrolyzing O-glycosyl compounds
Source: RefSeq, a predicted model, not a curated record